AUGACGCUUCGACAGCACUGAUCCGCGCAGGCAGCGCCAUGGCCGGUGGGAACUUUGGGAUUUGGGCUGCACUCCUUGCGUGUCUAUGCGUGAGCGCGCCUCACCCUGCGGGAGGGAGCGGCGGCGUUCAACACGCCGAGCAGAAAGGCGACGGCACCACGAUACCUUUCCAGCUCGUUGGACAGGACUGGAAACCGAUGCACCUGCUCCAAUCGCAGAAUCACCCGACGACGUUGAAGCUGCUGAUCGAGGCGGAAGGCCGACGACUGCUUUUGACGCUUCGCAAAAACGUGGGUCUGUUUGCAACCGGCUACAAAGAAACUCAUUACCAACGUGAUGGCACUGCAGUCACAGGCGCACACAACUCCGUGGCUCACUGCUACUACCACGGCGAGGUGGAACGUCACCCAGACUCGGACGUCAGCCUCAGCACCUGCAACGCCGCGCUCAAGGGGCUGAUAUCCGUGGACGGCGAAUCGUACGUGAUUGAGCCGGCGGCCCGGGGCCCUCGCGGAACUCACCGGAUCUACUCGACGCAACGCCUCCGCUCGGUUGCCGGCACGUGCGGGCAUCAUUGGAACACGUCCGAAGCCGUCGCCCCGCCUGACCGCGACCCGUUCCAAUCCUUCAGCGCCAGGCACAAGCGUCACAUCCAGAGCACCACAAAGUACGUGGAGCUGGUCAUCGUGGCCGACAACCGCGAGUUUCAGAAGCAAGGCAAAGACCUGGAGAAAGUCAAGCAGCGGCUGGCCGAGAUUGCCAAUUACGUGGACAAGUUCUACAGGGCCUUGAAUAUCCGCGUGGCCCUGGUGGGCCUGGAGGUCUGGAGCGACGCUGACAAGUGUCCGGUCACGCAGGACCCCUUCACCACCCUGCACGAGUUCCUGGACUGGAGGAAAGUCAAGCUGCUCCCUCGCAAGCCUCACGACAACGCGCAGCUCAUCAGCGGGGUCUACUUCCAAGGGACCACCAUCGGCAUGGCGCCCAUCAUGAGCAUGUGCACGGCGGAGCAGUCCGGAGGAAUCGUCAUGGAUCAUUCGGACAACCCCCUGGGCGCCGCCGUCACGCUGGCGCACGAGUUGGGCCACAACUUCGGCAUGAACCACGACACGCCCGAGCGGGGGUGCGGCUGCCGAGUGACGGCGGAGCGCGGCGGUUGCAUCAUGACUCCUUCCACCGGGUACCCCUUCCCGACCUUGUUCAGCAGCUGCAGCAAGAAGGACCUGGUGGCCAGCUUGGACAAGGGCGUGGGCAUGUGUCUCUUCAACAUGCCCGAGGUCAAGGUGCUCUACGGCGGGCAGAAGUGCGGCAACGGCUACGUGGAGGAGGGCGAGGAGUGCGACUGCGGCGAGCCCGAGGAAUGCUCGAAUCCCUGCUGCAACGCCACCACCUGCACCCUGAAGGGGGACGCCGUGUGCGCCCACGGCCAGUGCUGCCACCACUGUCAGCUGAAACCGGCGGGAACUCCGUGCCGCGACUCGGGCAACUCGUGCGACCUGCCCGAGUUCUGCACAGGCGGCGGCCCCCACUGCCCCGCCAACGUCUACCUGCAUGACGGGCACGCCUGCAGCGGCGUGGACGGCUAUUGCUACAACGGCGUGUGCCAGACGCACGAGCAGCAGUGCGUGACGCUGUGGGGCCCGGGUGCCAAGGCCGCACCUGGCAUCUGCUUCGAGAGAGUCAACUCGGCGGGCGAUCCUUACGGCAACUGCGGCAAAGACGCAAAAGGAUCCUUUGCCAAAUGUGAUGCAGGGGACGCCCAGUGCGGAAAAAUCCAAUGCCAAGGGGGAGCCAAUCGGCCCGUCAUCGGCACCAACGCCGUCUCCAUAGAAACCAACAUCCCCUUACAAGAGGGCGGCAGGAUCCUGUGCCGCGGCACGCACGUCUACUUGGGCGACGACAUGCCCGACCCGGGCCUGGUGUUGACGGGGACCAAGUGCGGCGGUGGAAUGAUGUGCCUGAACCGCCGGUGCCAGAACGUCAGCGUUUUCGGCGUGCACGAGUGCGCCGCCAAGUGCAACGGGCGAGGGGUGUGUAACAACAAGAAGAACUGUCACUGCGAGGCGCACCGUGCACCACCUUUCUGCGACACGUCCGGUUUCGGGGGCAGCGUGGACAGCGGUCCCGUCCGACUGGCAGAUGGCAUCCGUGUGACGGUGGGCGUCCUGGCGGUGCUCCUCACACUGGUGGCCGCCGCUGUGGUGGUGUGCAUCAAACGGAAAAGUCUGCGGGGGGUGCUCUCCGGCACCAAGAAGGCCCCGGCUGACAAGCUCAGAUCCAUAAGCGCCUCGACGGGCGCGCCAUCCACUCCCAAGCGGCCUCAGCCGACGAGCGUGCCGUCCCCGUCUCGACCGGCACCACCUCCGCCCCACAGCGCCACCAUCUUCAAGCCCCCUCAUCGGGGGCCACAGACGCAGCUCCCGCCGCCGCCGCCAUACCCGUCGCACAGCCUGCGCCGCUUGCCUCAGUGCCAGCCUCUCUCGCUUAGCGUGUCACUGACCGCGGUGGCGGCGGCGCCUCCUCCUCUUCAUCUUCAUCCUCACGUCCAUGUGGCGGUGGCGAGAAGGACGGCUGUGGCGUUCAACGGCUGCAGAAUGGAAACGGAGCGGCCUGGCCCCCCUCAGAAGCCCCUGCCAGCAAACCCCCGGACCUCCCACGCCAUACUUGGACCAGGACCAGGAUCUGGACCUGCACCCAGACCCGAACCUGGACCCAGACCCGUACGCCCUCAGUCUGCAAAAAGCGUGGCCCAGCAGCCCGCCACGUUGCCCAAGCCCCGCGUGAUGGCCAACGUCAAGUUUGGCAGAUGAUGACGUUGCGGCAGCGGUGGAAUUGUUUGCACUUGGAACCGCCUUCAAAAUGGCGGCCCUGACAUGCCUCCUUGGUGCUAAGAGUUCAGGUACAUGCAAGUGAACUAUUUAUCUGAUCCCUAUUUAUUUGUCGCCACGUAGUGCACUGUGCCUGGCACUUUUAUUGUUUUACAUCGGGAGCCAAGAAUUACAGCCAUGCUGUCUUGUUUGUCAUCACCUCAUUUAUAUGUUUGGAAAGCGAGAAAAUUGUUGGAUUUGCCACUCUGUGAGCAAGACUCUUGCCUUGGCUUAGGGAUGUUUUUUUUUAAAGGUUAGAACGGAUGACAGAUUAAUUUCAAUGGGCACAUUGCAUUUGACGUAUGAAUACAUUGAGUCAAGAGCUUGGCAAACUCGUACGUCAGGGAAAGUUACGAGUCCCACCUUUUACUUUUGCAGUUGUAUUUUUUUUGGGUCACUUUUGCUUUAAAAUGUGAUUUUUUUUUUCUAUGCAUCAGAAUUGUCAACUUUUGGGUUACAACCCACUUCCCCCAUAUAUCCUUACAGCAGCCUGGGUAAGAAGUACCAUAUGUGAAUUCUACCAAUUUUAUUUUUUGUUUUUUAUGUUGCUGGCUGUCAAAUUUCGUGCAAUGCUAAACUAAACUUGAAGCCAGUGGAUGACUGCAAAUGACCGCUCUGCUUUGAACUGCCGCACCUCGUAUAAUACCGUACUCCUGUCUUGUUCAUAUCUCAUGCAAACAUACUGCAUAAUUUUGUCAUUUCUUCUUGUCGUGUUGUUUUGUUAGUUAAAUCACACGUAAAAAAAAAAAAAAACAGGAAAAGCCUCAAAUGGGACUGAACUUUUGUUACUUUUGAUAACAUUUAGGUUGGUAUCAUGCACUAGUUUUACUGCAAACAAAAAACAUGUCUGUGCGCUUGGAAGCACCCUGUGUUUGUGUGCGUGCGUGUGUGUGUGUGUGUGUGUGUGUUACAGGUGAACACAUGUUUUUCUAUGCCAAAUGUUUGAUACAUCCUAUGUGCAGUAAACACUGUCCACAGGG
Messenger RNA from Hippocampus zosterae (dwarf seahorse), 3847 nucleotides. Its product is annotated as disintegrin and metalloproteinase domain-containing protein 12-like. The record is from RefSeq and is a predicted model, not a curated record. NCBI's taxonomy places the organism in Eukaryota, Metazoa, Chordata, Actinopteri, Syngnathiformes, Syngnathidae. Bases 39 to 2810 code for a protein of 923 amino acids. Gene Ontology annotation, biological process: proteolysis. The transcript is spliced from 23 exons. Gene Ontology annotation, molecular function: metalloendopeptidase activity.